Messenger RNA from Rhizopus microsporus ATCC 52813, 1733 nucleotides. RefSeq names its product SET domain-containing protein. Gene Ontology annotation, molecular function: protein binding. The record is from RefSeq and is a predicted model, not a curated record. Lineage: Eukaryota; Fungi; Mucoromycota; Mucoromycetes; Mucorales; Rhizopodaceae. The coding region runs from base 207 to 1679 and encodes 490 amino acids. The transcript has 5 exons.
CUUCAGAUAGUCAACUGAUCAACAUCCUAAAAAAAUUACAUGAUGCUCAUUCAACACUUUAAACAAAUGUCAAUUAUGUAUUACGUUUAGUUCAUAAAUUCUGCGUGUGGGUGUGUAUUUCUUUUUAUAGUAAAAAGUGAUCAAUGCUUCUUCCUUUUCAAAAAAUAUAAAAAGGCAUAUAGAUAAAUCGACUAUAUCAAAACAGGAUGACACUAGAAGCCCUUCAUAAGCUUACACCAGCUCAUAUAAGUUUAUGUGGAUGGAGCAUGACAGAUAAGAGAGCAGAAUUACUAGGUGCUAAGGUGAUCAACGUCCGAGAAAAGAUCGUUGGAGAUCAUGUUGUAGCCAAUGAGAAACUAAAACAAGGUGUUACGCUAUUGGAAGAAGAACCAUUUAUAAGGCAACUAGAAGAGUCCUAUAAGCCUACACAUUGCACCUAUUGCUUCACAUUGCUAAAGUCAAACAUGAUGAAAUGUCCGAACAAGCUCUGCAAAUGGAGCCAUAAUUACUGUAGUUUGACCUGUCAACGCCAACAUUGGUGGGCAGAACACAAAUGGCUUUGCGCUUUUCCAGAGUUAAAGAACACACACAGAGAUGUCUUGUUUGCUUUUCAAGGAUAUAUCGCUAGUAGAUCUAGAGGCAAAGGCACUCUGCCAGGACUAGUUUCCAAUAUAGAAUUUCAUACAUCAAAGCAAGUAGAAGAGUACCGAAGCAGAAUUAAAAAUGGACUAUUGUCAAAAAUAUUCAAUUUGACAGACAACGUUGUAGAAUCCAUGGUGACAAUCAUGGGACAGAUAAGAUGUAACACCUUUGCUGUCACACAGACUAAGACAGAACAAGCAUAUGGUAGUGUAGUAGAAGGAAGCUAUCACAUAGCAGUUGGAAGAGCCAUUUACCUUUAUGCUAGUAAAUUCAAUCAUUCCUGUGAUCCUAAUGCUUUGGUCUUGUUUGGCACAAACGGAUGCGCGACUCAUCUAAAGGUCAAUCUUGUUCGUCAAGCUGAAAAAGGAGAGGAAUUGAAUAUUAGUUAUGGUCCUUUAGCGACAAAAAUGGUUACAGAAUUGCGAAGAAAAAAACUCUAUAAUGAUUACUUUUUCGAGUGUAAUUGUAAUGCUUGUCAAAAAUGUGAUGAUGCAACAAACAUGUACCAAUGUAUUCAAUGUAGAGGUCAAAAGCUUUACUAUAGACAGGAUAAAUGUCCCUCAUGUAAUUUUAUACCUAAUUGGCAUGAGAUUUCACUUGAUGAAGAGAAAGCAAUAAAACUAGUCAAAGAAGGGCUUGUCGAGAUGGAUAUUGAGAAAUUCAAGCAGGCAAUGAGAAUUACCUUGAAAUACUUUGAUAAAGACUCGAUACAGAUGAGCAAAUUGUGGGAUAAUAUGGGCCGAAUGUAUGUGACUAUGGGUCGCCUGUCUGAGGCUUCUAAAUGUAUCAAGGCAUCACUUACAAAUGUACAAAAGAUUUUUGGAAAGAUCAGUGUUGAAUCGGCUGCAGAAAUGUUAAAGCUGGCAACCAUUUACUGGAACAGCCAGCAACUGAAUGAAGCUUAUAAAUUAGCUGUAGAUACUAUAGCAGUAUAUGAAGCUUUAGGUUUAGAUAAAGACGAGUCAAGAAAAGAAGAAUGUGAGGAAUUACAGAAUAUAGCAGAAUUUUCUUUUAUUACAAUGGGAAUGAAAAAAUAAAAAUAUGUUAAAUAUACAAAAAUGUUUAAAGGUCAUCUUCAUCAGAGAAAACUU